AUGGCGUGGGCCAACCAGGGAAUGCAGGCGCUGAUCCCUGUGAUCAAUCGUGUACAGGACGCGUUCUCGCAGCUCGGAACCUCCGUCAGCUUCGAAUUGCCACAAAUCGCUGUCGUUGGAGGACAAUCCGCCGGAAAGUCAUCCGUAUUGGAGAAUUUUGUUGGAAAAGACUUUCUUCCACGUGGAUCCGGUAUCGUCACUCGUCGUCCACUGAUUCUUCAGCUCAUUCAAGACCGUAAUGAGUACGCGGAGUUCCUCCAUAAGAAGGGUCACCGAUUUGUCGACUUCGAUCAAGUACGGAAAGAGAUUGAAGACGAAACGGAUCGUGUCACCGGACAAAACAAGGGUAUCAGUCCGCAUCCCAUCAACUUGCGUGUCUUCUCACCAAAUGUCCUUAACUUGACACUCAUCGAUUUGCCCGGUCUCACAAAGGUGCCUGUCGGAGAUCAACCAGCCGAUAUCGAGCAGCAAAUCCGUGACAUGAUUCUCACGUUCAUUGGCAGAGAGACUUGCCUCAUUCUUGCCGUCACGCCAGCUAACAGUGAUCUUGCCACGUCAGAUGCUCUCAAGCUCGCCAAGGAAGUCGAUCCGCAGGGACUUCGUACUAUCGGAGUUCUCACCAAACUCGAUUUGAUGGACGAAGGCACUGAUGCUCGUGAGAUUCUUGAGAACAAGUUGUUCCCACUCCGUCGUGGAUAUGUUGGAGUUGUUAACCGUGGUCAGAAGGAUAUCGUCGGUCGGAAAGACAUCAGAGCUGCGUUGGAUGCUGAACGCAAGUUCUUCAUCUCCCAUCCAUCGUACAGACAUAUGGCUGAUCGUUUGGGAACAUCUUACUUGCAACAUACAUUGAAUCAACAACUCACUAACCAUAUUCGUGACACGUUGCCAACCCUUCGUGACAGUUUGCAGAAGAAGAUGUUUGCUAUGGAGAAGGAUGUUGCUGAAUACAAAAAUUUCCAGCCAAACGACCCAGGACGCAAGACUAAGGCUCUUUUGCAAAUGGUCACACAAUUCAACGCCGACAUUGAGCGCUCUAUCGAAGGAUCCUCCGCCAAACUGGUUUCGACCAACGAGCUCAGCGGAGGAGCCCGCAUCAACCGUCUCUUCCACGAGCGUUUCCCAUUCGAAAUUGUCAAAAUGGAAAUCGAUGAGAAGGAGAUGCGCAAGGAGAUCCAGUUCGCCAUCCGAAACAUUCAUGGUAUCCGUGUUGGUCUCUUCACUCCAGAUAUGGCUUUCGAAGCGAUCGCCAAGAAACAAAUCGCUCGUCUGAAGGAGCCAUCGUUGAAGUGUGUUGACUUGGUAGUCAACGAGUUGGCAAAUGUGAUCAGACAGUGUGCGGAUACCAUGGCAAGAUACCCACGCCUUCGCGAUGAGCUGGAGAGAAUUGUGGUGUCCCACAUGCGUGAACGUGAGCAGAUCGCCAAGCAACAGAUUGCACUGAUUGUCGAUUACGAGCUUGCCUAUAUGAAUACCAACCAUGAGGAUUUCAUUGGAUUCAGCAAUGCUGAAGCGAAGGCAUCGCAAGGGCAAUCGGCCAAGAAGAACCUUGGAAAUCAAGUGAUCCGAAAAGGAUGGCUCUCCGUCAGCAACAUUUCGUUUGUCCGUGGAUCCAAGGACUGCUGGUUUGUCCUGAUGUCCGACAGUUUGAGUUGGUACAAGGAUGAUGAGGAGAAAGAGAAGAAAUACAUGUUGCCAUUGGAUGGAAUCAAGUUGCGAGAUAUCGAAAGUGGAUUCAUGUCACGUCAACACAAGUUCGCCUUGUUCUACCCAGACGGAAAGAAUAUCUACAAGGACUACAAGCAACUCGAGUUGGGAUGCAAUAACUUGGAUGAGGUCGACGCAUGGAAGGCCUCUUUCUUGCGUGCCGGUGUCUACCCAGAGAAGCAGAAAGCCCCAGAAGACGAGAAUCUGCCAGAGAUGGAGGAAUCCUCUAUGGAUCCACAGUUGGAAAGACAAGUCGAGACUAUCAGAAACCUGGUUGACUCGUACAUGAGAAUUAUUACCAAGACGAUCAAGGAUAUGGUGCCCAAGGCUGUUAUGCAUUUGGUUGUCAACCAGGUGAGCGAAUUCAUGAAGGACGAGCUUCUUGCCCAUCUCUACCAAUGCGGAGAUACCGACGCACUUAUGGAGGAAUCUCAACUCGAGGCUCAAAAACGAGAGGAGAUGCUUCGAAUGUACCACGCUUGCAAGGAAGCCCUUCGUAUCAUCUCAGAAGUCAACAUGUCCACCAUUGGAGACCAGCCACCACCACUUCCAGUGUCUGACUUCCGUCCACAGCCACAAGGACCGUCGCCAGUGCCACGUGCGGCGCCAGCGCCACCGGGCGGACGUCAAGCGCCAAUGCCACCACGUGGAGGACCGGGUGGACCACCACCACCAGGAAUGCGCCCACCACCAGGUGCCCCAGGAGGUGGCGGCAUGUACCCACCAUUGAUUCCGACAAGAACGCCAACACCAUCCAAUGGAGCGCCAGAGAUUCCAGCUCGUCCACAAGUCCCAAAAAGGCCAUUCUAA
This is a messenger RNA of Caenorhabditis remanei, 2514 nucleotides long. RefSeq lists its product as uncharacterized. The coding region runs from base 1 to 2514 and encodes 837 amino acids. Lineage: Eukaryota; Metazoa; Nematoda; Chromadorea; Rhabditida; Rhabditidae. Gene Ontology annotation, cellular component: microtubule; plasma membrane; cytoplasm. The transcript has 9 exons. The record is from RefSeq and is a predicted model, not a curated record. Gene Ontology annotation, biological process: receptor-mediated endocytosis. Gene Ontology annotation, molecular function: GTP binding; microtubule binding; GTPase activity.